AUGGAAGAGUUGUAUAUUGGUGCGAGAAACCGUAGGACUACAAAGACUAAUAGGUUUCAUUUUGAGGUUGAAAUCUUCAACACGGUGGUAGAUAUGCAACUUAUAGAAUAUCGGGAUCGAUUUAGUGAAACAAGCACCCAAUUACUAGAAUACAUGGGUUCUUUGAGCCCUUGUGAUUCAUUUGCACAAUUUGACAAAUCAAAGUUAUUGAAGUUAGACCUCGAAGGACAACUUGAGAUAUUUUAUCACUCUUCCAUCAAAGAUGAGAGUUUCACUAGUUUGAAAGGAAUUUUCGACCUUUCUCGUUUGAUGGUUAGUACGGGGAAGCAUCGGUCUUAUCCUUUGGUUUAUAAGCUUUUAAAGUUUGCUUUGAUAUUACCCGUAGCGACCGCAAGUGUAGAAAGAUGUUUUUCAAAGUUGAAGCUCUUGAAGACAAACUUGCAUAACAAAAUUGGCGAUGAAUUUUUGAAAGACACAUUGCUUUGUAAUGUCGAGACGGAAGCACUUGCGAAAGUUGAGGAUGAAAAAGUAAUGGAGCGGUUUCAAAAGAUGUCUGCACGAAGAGGACAAAUUUAA
Lactuca sativa (garden lettuce) is the source of this 576-nucleotide messenger RNA. RefSeq lists its product as uncharacterized. Gene Ontology annotation, molecular function: protein dimerization activity. NCBI's taxonomy places the organism in Eukaryota, Viridiplantae, Streptophyta, Magnoliopsida, Asterales, Asteraceae. The record is from RefSeq and is a predicted model, not a curated record.